AGAGAAUACAAAUUCUUUUUAUCUCUCAAAGUAAACAGAAAAACACAAAACUGAACGAAACCCAGAAAAGAAUUAUUCAAAUCCAGACCAAAUGAGCAACUUCACAACAUUCACCCACUUCUACGAAAACUGGUUGGAGCAAUUGCACAAGCUGGUGAACCAGUUGUCCUCAGCUCCAAGACCACCCUCUAGCCCAGACCAACACCACCACCUGGUCCAGCUGGUUCACCAGGUGAUGUGUCACUAUGCUGAGUACUACAAGUUGAAGGCACAGGCAACGGAGCGCGACGCAGUGUCGGUGUUGACGGCCCCAUGGGCGAGCUCGCUUGAGCGAUCGCUGCACUGGAUAGCUGGGUGGAGACCCACCACGGCGUUUCACUUGGUGUACACUGAGUCAUCCAUUCGGUUUGAGUCCCACAUCGUUGAUAUCCUCCGCGGCUUACGCACUGGUGAUCUCGGUGACCUCUCCCCCUCUCAGUUCCGCCGUGUCAGCGAGUUACAGUGUGAAACUGUAAAGGAAGAGAAUGCUAUAACGGAGGAGCUAUCAGAGUGGCAGGAUGGUGCUAGUGAGGUCAUUGGCGAGUGUGGUGAUGAGUUCGAGAAGAAGAUCGGACGGUUGAUAAGUGUUAUUAAAAGGGCUGAUGAUCUACGGCUGAAAACGGUCCAGAAGGUGGUUGAGUUGCUUACCCCACAGCAGGCUGUUGAGUUCUUGAUUGGAGCCGCUGAGUUACAGUUUGGGAUCCGUGGCUGGGGGAUCAAUCAUGACCGGAAGCGUACCAAUUUUUGAAAUUCCUUUUUUCAAAUAAUUGUUCUGUUCAAACUUCAAAGUGAAAAGUAGUGAUCGAUAUUUGCGGCUAUUCUAAUUCAACAGCAUCAAACUGUUUUGUACUGCCGACAAUGUAUACAAUGUGUAUACUACCGGGUCUUCAAUUGAACAAUUCGAAGAUUCAUAAGAUUUGCCUCGUAAUGAGACAUUUACAAUUGACAUUGUCCUCCACUUACAGAAGUUGG
Quercus lobata is the source of this 1011-nucleotide messenger RNA. Its product is annotated as transcription factor-like protein. NCBI's taxonomy places the organism in Eukaryota, Viridiplantae, Streptophyta, Magnoliopsida, Fagales, Fagaceae. The record is from RefSeq and is a predicted model, not a curated record. Gene Ontology annotation, biological process: DNA-templated transcription. Gene Ontology annotation, molecular function: sequence-specific DNA binding. Bases 92 to 787 code for a protein of 231 amino acids. The transcript is spliced from 2 exons.